GACAUUUUCCCCCGACUCUCGCGUCCUCUUCUUCCUCCGACCCCCACAGCUUGUACGGGCUUCAACUCCCGUCUAUCUGUCACCCUCCAAAUCGGCUCUCCAAGCGCCCCUCCCCACCCGCUCCAAACCCUAGAAUUCCGACACCCUUGCAAAGCCCUAAUCCCUCUAGGGUUUCAGAUCCAUCUAGGGUUUCUGGUGCUCAAGUUUGGAGCCUUUACCCUUUUCUUGGAAGCGAUCAUGGCGACGGAAUCGGCUUCGACGUCGAAUUCGAAUCCCUCGGCAUCGUCCCAGUACUCAUUUCCGGCCUCUUCAUACUUCCCUCUCCCGUUCCAUCUUCAGAACCCCGAUCCCACGAUGCAGCAACCCUACCUCGCGCCGCCCCAGAUCCCUCCUCCGGUCAAGAUCCCGCCGGUGUCGCAGACCUUCCCGUCAGCGUAUCCUGUCGCGGCUCCGGUGGUGUCCGGUGUCUAUUCGCUCCCACAGUACCAGCAGGCACAACAACUUUUCCAGCGGGAUGCACAGACUAUCACACCAGAGGCUCUAGAAAGUGUGAAAGCUGCUCUUGCAAGUAGUGAAGUUGAGCAUAAAGCUGAAACAAAAAAGAGAGCAAUACCUCGUAAGGCAGCUGGACAAAGUUGGGAGGAUCCAACAUUGGCGGAAUGGCCAGAGAAUGAUUUUCGUUUAUUUUGUGGAGAUCUGGGCAACGAAGUCAAUGAUGAUGUUCUUUCAAAAGCAUUCUCAAGGUUCCCCUCCUUCAACAUGGCAAGAGUAGUAAGAGACAAGAGGACUGGAAAAACAAGGGGUUUUGGAUUUGUUAGUUUUGGAAACCCUUCAGACCUUGCAGCUGCACUAAAAGAGAUGAAUGGUAAAUAUGUUGGAAAUCGACCUAUCAAAUUGCGUAAGAGCAUUUGGAAAGAGAGGACAGAUGUUGAAGCUUUAGAAAGGCAAAAGAACCACAUUCAGAAGAAGCCCAAACUGCCAAAGAAAAGUAUCCUGCACAAAUGAAGCUUGAAGGUUCUCACCAAAUAAUUACCCAGUAACAAGCGUGUGAAGAAAUUUGUUGGAGCAGAGCAUCGCAAGCCUGGAUUGUGACUGAUGCAUGAUGAACAAACCAUGCACGCUAUAGUUCCCUUUUGUCAUUAAGAAGCAAAAGCCCCAUGUAUGAUGGUCUGACUCAAAAACUAGCUUUUUCUUUUCCUGAAAUAUGGCCUCUCAUGAAGGUCGGAGUUCGAAGUAGUACCAUUAUUUACAAGGAAUUGCCAUCUCUGGUCCUCUGAUAUUUAUGAAGAUUUUUUUUUCCGAAAUUGGAUGGUGAGCUGGGUUUUAGAGCAUGCGAUGAUGUACAUGUUAGUCUCACUUUGAAAAUAUGGCAGUGGGAUUCUUGUGUAACCUUGUUCAUAUGAUUCCUUUUGUUCUGAUAUAUAUUUUAGCUAGUCCA
Messenger RNA from Phoenix dactylifera (date palm), 1438 nucleotides. RefSeq lists its product as uncharacterized. Gene Ontology annotation, molecular function: mRNA binding. NCBI's taxonomy places the organism in Eukaryota, Viridiplantae, Streptophyta, Magnoliopsida, Arecales, Arecaceae. The record is from RefSeq and is a predicted model, not a curated record.